UUGACCAUUUGGCGUCGGAAGGCCGCCCCUGUUAUACCUACCCACGCACACGCAUGGAGAACUGGCAGUGUCACUUAUGCCUUAAACGUUCGCGGUGAUCGUAACUUCGUGAUCCAACAUCGCCUUUUUCAACACGGUUUUCAACCGGUAAGGGGAGCGAGACGAACCUGCGGCUAUGGGGGAACCCGAGGAAGACACAUUCUGCAAGAAGAUGCGGAAGGCCACCAGAGACAUCCAUGCAGUGAGCGACGCGCUCGUUAACGCGAAGCUUGCAUUUGCAUUUUCCGACAGUGGCGUAUGGGCGGAUGGCUUGUUGGUAUUCUACGAGGUUUUUCGAUAUUUGGAAGGAGCAAUGAUCAGGUUAAAGAACACGAAAGUUGGCUCCCUCAGGCUUCCCGGUCUCCAAAGGACCGAGGCUUUUGAAUUGGACCUGGAAUACUACCUCGGCAAAGGCUGGAUGAAGAAUUACACCCCGAGGGACAGCGUGGUGAAGUACCUGAUGCGCUUAAGACAGCUCGAGGACGCGGAUCCGAAUCAGCUGAUGGCGUACAUAUACCAUUUGUACAUGGGUUUGCUGAGCGGAGGUAUAAUACUGCGAAAGAAGAGGCAGCUCAUGAGAAAACUUUCGCCGUUCAAAGACGUGCCAAUGGGGGGUGACUGCGUUACGGAUUUUGGCGAAUAUAACGUGUUUCAGCUUAAACGCGACCUGCGUAACACGAUGAACGACAUCGCGGAUACCCUUGACGAAGACACGAAGAAUAAAUUGAUAGAAGAAAGUAAGACUGUAUACGCGUUGAACAACGAAAUAAUAAGGAGUGUUAGAGGUGCGGGUCCAGUCGUUAUCAAGAAAGUAAUCUACUUCGUAAGCAUUUUCGUUUUUUUACUAUUCAUAUUCUUCGUUCUCUUCAAGUAGGUAUCGAAUCUGUUUUUUGCUUUUUCAUUUCUCUUUUUUUAUCGAACUGUCGUCGUGGGUUGUAUUAAACUGGUCGUAAGAAGACAUGUAUAUACAUGUACAUAUACAUACACUUACGUAUAUACACGUGUAAAUGUAUAUAUAUAUAUUAUAUAUGAUAAUAUUAACGACAAGUUAUUUAAUAAUUUAUUUAUACAAUGCAUAAAAUCUUGACGAGAAAAUUUUCAAAAUUUAAUACCUUAUACCGUGCGUUAUAACGUCACGUUAUAGUUUCGUAAGUUGCGAGUAUAUGUGUAAGUAAUAUUUAGUAGGUCAUAAUGCGAGAAUUCACCGUUAAUUAGAAAGUCUGAAGAUAGAGCAUCACAUCUUUUCGUAAAUUUUGUGAUAGUAGUUUUAAGAUUUACAAACUCCAAGGUGUCCAACUGGUGCAGUGACGAUUAAAAAUUACGAUUCCAAUCAUUCACAAUGAACAAAUUUUAAACGAGGAGCAAAAAGUGGAGAAAUAUGAAAAUCUUCAAAUUACGAGUCCGAAAACUAAGAAAUUUUAGCUAUUCGAUUUGCAGAGACUGAUUUGGAAACCUGGUAAGCCGCUGGAUACCACGGAGUUAUUUUAAUAUUACCUCUUAUCUAAGUCAUUAAUCCCUUUUAAAAUUCAGAACCGGUUACAGUAGGAUACGCGACAUUUAUCAUAUAGCUUAAAUAUAACUUAAAGUGAACUCGUCCCCUUUUAAUCAUCACAUUCACAGCACUGAAUAUUAUAUAUUUUGACAGAAACAAGGAAUCAAAUAUCAUUAAAAAUAAAAUCAAGAAAACUUAAUAUAUUUGCUCAACUAUUUAGAAUGUGACGUAAGGUGAAAAUUAUUGAAAAAUACUUGUAAACAUAUAAACAUAUGCGUGGUAAGAAGUUGGCGAACUAAUUUUCAGACAACAAUAUUUUAUCGAUAAUAUACUUGAUAAGUAUUCACUUGUCGCUACGCGUUUGGUUUAUGCUGCAUGUUAGCUCAUGAUAAUUCGAACGUUGAGAAUUUUUCUUGUGCAGUAAUCGGUAAAUGUUUCUAUGGCAUAGAUGCAUGUGUAUUUAAAUUAUUGCAUACCGCCAGCCUCAGAAAUUAUUUUGCCACAUUUUUAUCGAAUCUCUUAAGGCAUACAACGGAUUGUCUAAGAGAAACAUAUUAUCUACUUAUCUAUGUCUUAAUUCAUACGUGCGAAGCAGCUCUGAACGCGUUGAAAUAAUAUCAAUGAUUCGUCAUCAAAUUUUACGCUAUCAUAUCGAGUAAGAAUUGAAAUAAAAAAUGCUUACACGAAGAAUUCUCCAUUCGCAAUAUUCUUUUUGUCAUUUUUCGUAACUGACUAUCCAUCCAAAGAUAAAGUUCUAUUUAUUAUAUAAGUGAAUACCGUUCGUAAUCAAAAAUGCGAGGUUUAAUGAAUACUGAAGAAUAAAAAAUAUCGUAGAUCACACUUAGUCGUAGUAGGGUAAUCAAAUUUUUAAUUAAAAUUUAUUCGACGUACAACAAAUCUCAAUAUGUCAUUUAUUGUAAUGCUCUGUGAAUUUUCUUGUAAAUAAAUUCCAACACACUGACAAUAAUAAUA
Molecule: messenger RNA, 2503 nt
Organism: Neodiprion fabricii
Lineage: Eukaryota; Metazoa; Arthropoda; Insecta; Hymenoptera; Diprionidae
Gene: Ho
Exons: 3
Coding region: 176-913 (245 amino acids)
Biological process (GO): heme oxidation
Molecular function (GO): heme oxygenase (decyclizing) activity
Source: RefSeq, a predicted model, not a curated record